Molecule: messenger RNA, 4188 nt
Organism: Linepithema humile (Argentine ant)
Lineage: Eukaryota; Metazoa; Arthropoda; Insecta; Hymenoptera; Formicidae
Gene: Rev1
Product: Rev1 DNA directed polymerase
Biological process (GO): error-prone translesion synthesis; error-free translesion synthesis
Cellular component (GO): nucleus
Molecular function (GO): deoxycytidyl transferase activity; DNA-directed DNA polymerase activity; damaged DNA binding
Source: RefSeq, a predicted model, not a curated record
ACAUUUGUUAGAUAAUAAAUAGCAAACAUUGGAAGAGGUGUGAAUCAGAUUAUGAUGACACGAAUAUCCGUAGUGCAGUUUGUUAAUCUCAUUAACAUCUCGCUAAAAAGCAUCCUAAUCAGCGUGGCCAGAUUUGAAACGCAAGAAGCAAGCAGCAUGAAUGCAGGGAAAACCAUUGGCUAAAAAAUGGUUUGAGUUUUGGUUAAAAUGGUUUGAGUCUUGGCUUAAAUGAUUUGAAUAUUGCUUCAAUGCAGUCAAAUGAUUCAAGAUAAAAAUAAUUUUUGCAUAAAUUAUAAUAUAAUUUUUUUAUUAAUGUCUCAUCAUGUUAUAAUGCAUACAGAUAAUGCGAGAUCAAAAUAACCUUUCAGUGCAUAAAUUUGCCGCCAAAAGUGACAGCAAAAUAUGGACAUUCUUAUCAUGUCACACAAUUAUAUAGUAAAAUUUAAAAUUUAAAUUAAUAAUUGAGUAACAUCACUGUAUUUAUUGCAUAAUAAAUAUGCUUAAGUAUGAGUAACUUGAUAUAACCAUGUCAAAGAAAAAAAGAGAUCAUGAUUGGGGUGAAAAUGGCUUUGAAGAUUGGGGUGGUUAUAUGGCUGCAAAGAAAGCUAAAUUGGAGGAACAAUUUCGAGAUACAGCCAGCAAAGAGUUUAAAGAAACAUCAAAAUUAUUUGAAGGAAUUGCAAUAUUUGUGAAUGGUUACACAGAUCCAACAUCUGAUGAGCUUAGACGUCUAAUGAUGAUGCACGGAGGUGUGUAUCAUCACUAUAUGCGUCCUAAGAUCACAACUCACAUCAUAGCAUCCAAUCUGCCGCAUUCUAAAAUAACGUUAUACAGAAAGAGUCAAAAUCCAAUUCCUAUAUGCAAGCCACAAUGGAUCACCGAUAGCAUAGCAGCUGGAAAAAUAUUGAAUUUUCAGAAUUAUUUGCUUUAUUCUAAUAGCACUAACACACAACCUCAGCUGAUAUAUAAAUUAGAUAUAAACAAAAAGGAUAAACAAGAGAUUGAAAAGUCUAAAACUUCUGUAAGUAUUGUUAACAAUGAAAAUAUAUCAAAACACAGUGCAUCUAAUAAUGCAUUGCAAUAUGACACAGCUAGCACUUGUCAAUCCACAAGUACAAAAACAAACGCACAAUGCACAAGAGAUGCUGAAUUUUUGUCGGCAUUUUACAGUAAUUCGAGAUUACAUUAUAUCGCCACCAUGGGAACCACUUUUAAAGAUUAUGUCAAUGAGUUGAGGGAUAAAAGUGACGGGACGUUUCUCGGAUGUGAGCGUUUAGCAAAAUUGAAAAGAGCCAAAAAUGUUUUAGCUUUAGCUGAUCAUGAAUCAGAUUCUGAGGAUGAAAUAAUUUGCCUUGGAGAUGGCAAUAAGAUAAAACAGAAGCAAGAACCUGUUAUAAUGCACAUUGAUAUGGACUGCUUUUUCGUGUCUGUGGGGAUUAGAAAUAGACCGGAAUUGCAAGGACUACCAGUAGCGGUAACGCACGCAAAAGGCAAUACGUUUUCAGCAAAUUAUGAUGGCAAAGAAGAUUUUGGAUCGUUAUCGGAAGUAGCUUCAUGCUCGUACGCGGCCAGAAAGGCUGGCGUGAAAAAUGGCAUGUUUUUGGGAGAAGCGUUGAAGCUGUGUCCGAAUCUAAAGACGAUUCAGUACGAUUUCGAAGGUUACAAGGAAGUUUCCUACAUAUUAUACGAUACUGUAGCAUCCUAUACAUUAGAUAUUGAAGCAGUGAGUUGCGACGAGAUGUAUGUGGAUUGUACGAAAAUUUGUGAAAUGUCUGGGCUUUCACCGUUGGAAUUUGCCACUAUAAUUAGAGAAGAAAUAAAGCAGAAAACAGGUUGUGCAGUGUCCACGGGAUUCGGGAAUAACAAGCUGCAGGCGAGAUUGGCAACGAGAAAAGCCAAACCCGACAAUCAAUUUUACCUAAGUAGUCAAGAUGCGGAAACAUAUAUUCAGUCUCUUAAUGUACGAGAUUUACCAGGAGUUGGUAGAACAACGACACAUAAGCUACAUGAAAUGAAUGUACGUACGUGCGGGGAAUUACAGAAGAUUUCGUUGGGAGUUUUACAGAAGGACUUCGGUAAAAAGAUAGGAGAGCAAUUGCACAAAAUGUGCCGCGGCUUGGACGACACAAAGCUGAAUCUGGAACAUGUUAGGAAAUCGGUAUCCGCUGAAGUUAAUUAUGGCAUAAGAUUUCAGAACAACGGCGAUGCCAUCGAGUUUUUGAGCAAGUUAUCUACAGAGGUCUGUAACCGAUUAACGGCAGCUCGCGCAAAGGGCAGAUGCAUCACGUUAAAACUCAUGAUCAGAGCGGAGGAAGCACCGAAAGAAGCCGCGAAGUUCAUGGGUCAUGGCCUCUGCAAUUAUUUAACGAAAUCAAAGAAUCUUAUAGCGGCCGUUGAUGACGUCAGUAUUAUUAAAAAAGAAGUUAUAAGCAUUUGGAACCAGUUGCAUUUGACACCCGAGGACAUGAGAGGAAUCGGCAUACAAAUCUCCAGACUAGAAGUAUGCAAGACUAAGCAGAAUAAAAGCAAUUUGAUAAAUUUUUUUAAUAAAACGGAGAAGCUGCAAACGUGUGAGAAAACAUCGGAAAACGAUGAUCAAUGUGACUCGGAAUGUAGCAAAGAAUCUAAACUGAUGAGUUUUAAAGUGCCUUUGAGUAAUGAAUUAUCAUUAGCAACGAAAAAUACUUGUGAUAAAAAAAGUAAUAUUUUGCAGCCGGAAUCGGCACAACUUUCUGAAUCUAUACACAACGCUGAACAUACAGCUGUUCCGCCUGAUACUCAAGCCGAACCGUCGACAUUUGCAGUUAAAGCGAAAAAUAAAAAAUCAACCAAUCAUAAGGCAAACGACAAUGUUACUAAAGUGAAAGACUUGUCUGGAAAAUCAAGUAAGAAACCAGUACAACGACAGACAUCGCAGGAGAACUUUUUUAAACAAGUGAAACCAAAUAGUGGAAAAUCAUCAAAAUAUGAAGUGCCACGAAUGCAAGACAUCGAUAUGUCGGUGUUAAUCGAGCUACCCACAGAUAUAAGAAAUGAGAUACUUGACGAAUACAAACGAAGUAAGAAACAGCCUCAAACAGCAGCAGAUGACACAAAUAUAGCUAAGCCGGUGAAUGAAUUUUCGUGUAACAAAGAGAGUUCAAAUAUACAGGAUUGUUCGCAAAUUGAUCCAGACGUUCUAUCAGCUUUAAUGGAAAGCGAUUUGCAUCCCGAUGUACAGCGUGAUGUACAGAUGUACUGUAAUAUGAAAAAAGAAGCAAGUAGAGUAAAUGGUAAAACAACAAAAAGCGAUAAUCCAAAUAAGUCGACUGAGGAAUUGCAAAGAGCGGGGCCGUCUUUAAAGAUCGAUAACGAAGAUGUGAAAUCUAUUGUAAAUAACAAUUGUAUAAAUAAAAAUGCACGUGUAUCACAACGGGAUACGAUAUUGCUGCAUGCAAGAGAGCGACUAUCGGAGGAAAAUGAUGCCAACGAAGCAAAAUUCGCAUCGUGUCAAAUUAAUCAUGUUGAAAUUUCAGGCAAUAAUGCUGUGGUGGAUAAAGCCGAUACCUUUAUUUUACAGAAUUUAAGUAUUUUACAUAACAAUGAGAACGUAGAUAAACAUCAGGAAAUGCUGAUUAAUCUCGUGAAUCAUCUCUUCACCCUUCCAUUACAACAGGGUGAUGUCUUUUUUUUUAUCCACGAAUGUUCGGUGUUCAGAUCUCUCAAUCUGUGUAAAAGCAGCACAUGUAAAAUAUUAGUACGUGAAUUGCGAAUAUGACCAUCAUGCCGAACAUUAAAUGGUAACUGUGACAUUGGCACAGUAACGAGUAAAACCAUGGAAGAUUCGUAUCUGGUGAUUUAAAAACUGAUGUCAAUAAUAUUCCAUGAAAAUUAUUUUAGCUUAUCACAGUACGUUGCGCGGUGCGAUUUUAUUUCGGUAUUUUCAUUUUUUGGAUUCAUCCUUAUUGUACACUUAGAAAUAAUAACUUUGAAAACUUAGAUCUAGUUUACAAACAAACGUGUGCAUUAUUGACGCUCUCUUUUCUUUUUUUUUUUAUACGUGUACCGUCGAAAUAAAUAUUAAUAUGAAGCUCUCUCUUAAACUACAUUCAAUAAUUAACAAAAGAGUAAAAGUUAAACAGAUAUCUUUAGCAGAAUUCAAAAAAUUCCUAUUAAAAAUGAUCAAUAUAUAAGUGCAUACUUAAACAU